Talaromyces rugulosus is the source of this 1239-nucleotide messenger RNA. RefSeq lists its product as uncharacterized. NCBI's taxonomy places the organism in Eukaryota, Fungi, Ascomycota, Eurotiomycetes, Eurotiales, Trichocomaceae. The record is from RefSeq and is a predicted model, not a curated record. Bases 1 to 1239 code for a protein of 412 amino acids. The transcript has 3 exons.
AUGGCCUGGAGAACCUCCGGCAUCCUCUCCCGUCGCUACAGGAACCGUCGACGCUACAUAUUAUUAUUCCUCCUUUUCAUAUGCGUCUGGUUUGGAACACAGAUUAUCUCCAUCUGUCAGCAUCUUGCGGCCGCCGACGAGCGUGAACCAGGACACCCCCGUCGAGGAGAACGCAUUUUCAUUGCCAGCAUCCACUGGAACAACGAGGCUAUUCUCCGCAGCCACUGGAAUAAUGCCGUCGUGGAUCUCGUCCAGGCCCUGGGGGUUGACAAUGUGUACGUGAGCAUCUUCGAGAGCGGAAGCUGGGAUAACUCGAAGGGAGCCCUGCGAGAGUUGGAUACCAACCUCGAUCGGCUGGGUGUCAGGCGAAAUAUCACCCUGUCGGAUGUGACGCAUCAGGAUGAGAUCUCUGUGCCCCCGGGUGACGAGGGCUGGAUCGACACGCCGCGGGGUCGCAGGGAGCUGAGACGGAUACCAUAUCUGGCGCGGCUGCGCAAUCUCACACUGCAGCCGCUGAAGGAGCUUGCAGAACAGGGUAUCACUUUUGAUAAGAUCCUGUUUCUUAAUGAUGUGGUUUUUACAACACAAGAUGUGUUCAACCUCCUAGAUACAAACGACGGUUCGUACGCAGCUGCCUGCUCGCUGGACUUCUCCAAACCGCCUCGAUACUACGAUACAUUUGCGCUCCGCGAUUCCAGCGGCUACGAGCAUGUAAUGCAGACAUGGCCCUAUUUCCGCUCCUCCAAGUCUCGAAAUGCCUUGCUCAAAAUGAACCCUAUCCCGGUCACUAGCUGCUGGAACGGCAUAGUGGCCAUGGACUCCCUCCCCUUCCAAUCCUCCGUCUCCCCCCUCCGCUUCCGCGGCACCCCCGACUCCCUCGCCCUCACCCACGUCGAAGGCUCCGAAUGCUGCCUCAUCCACGCCGACAACCCCCUCUCCAAAUCCAAGGGUGUAUAUCUGAACCCCCGCGUGCGCGUCGGCUACAACGGCCCCGCCUACACCGCGGUCCACCCAACGCGCAGCUGGCUCUCCAUCUCCGAGAUUGCGUUGGGACUGUGGGAGAACUGGUGGCGCCGCACGUUCACGACGCAGUGGUUCAAGCAGACUGUGAUACGGCGGAGAGUGGCGGGGUGGAAGAGUGAGCGUGCGAGAGUAGAUCAGUCUCGGGAGGAGUCUGGCGAGUUUUGUUUAAUUAAUGAGAUGCAGGUGCUUGUUUCUAAUGGGUGGGCCCAUGUUUAG